AUGUAUGAAGUGAUGAAGACGAAUCUACCAAAAGAAACAAUGGCAUUCCCUGGUCAUCCAUUUCCUCAUCAUCUACCCUCAUUUAUCACCCAUCAACAAGUUCUUCAAUAUAUAACGAAAUAUGGGGAUCACAUCGAUGUUCAGCUGAAAACACGUGUUUUGAGGGUUGAAAGGAAUGGCGAGAGAUGGAUGGUAGAGGUAGAGAAAGAAGGUGAAAAGAGACAAACGGAAGUGGAUGUGCUAUUUGUCUGCAACGGCCAUUAUUCCCAUCCAAAUCGACCAUUCGAUGAGAAACGCUUUACAAAGGGAUCGAUCGUUCACAGUCACGACUAUCGCUCGAAUAGAGGAUAUCGGGAUCGAAAAGUGGCUGUGUGCCCUAAAGGACCGAAGCCUCUGAUGAGGAUGUACCACAUGCUUGGCGCUGACCAGUGGGACUAUUUCGAAGAGCUUCAGCAAAGAGCAAAGCGUGAUGACCCAUUCUUUUCUUCGAUGGUGCGCCAUAUAUUUGAGCUGACUGCGGAGUUGCGAAAGGACGACAUCGCAGCUUACAAGGACUUUUCAUUCCAUAUUGUCGAUGGCCAUCUUUGCGUCGAGCAA
This is a messenger RNA of Mesorhabditis spiculigera, 597 nucleotides long. The record is from the annotation of a GenBank genome assembly. NCBI's taxonomy places the organism in Eukaryota, Metazoa, Nematoda, Chromadorea, Rhabditida, Rhabditidae.